UAGAUCUACCGUCCGCCAUUGCGUUCCGCCAUUUUGCUAAGUCGGGAGUGAACGUAAAACAAUUUUUAUGUAUUCCAAUGUGGCAAAUAGUUGUUUAGAUAAAAAUUAGUGUUUUAGUACACUAAUGGCUUGCUUAAAUACACUUAAGUUAGAAAUUAAGACUUUAGAACAAGUGUUUCCUAAAAACCAUGAGCGGUUUCAGAUAAUGUCAGCUAGUGUCGAUGAACUGACCUGCAGAUUCGUUGGCAAAAAUGGAAAGAAAUAUGAAAUACACGCUAAUAUCACGGAAACGUAUCCCAACACACCGCCCGUGUGGUUUGCCGACAGCGAGGAUCCAAUUGUGACGAAUGCUGUCCAGAUCCUCAGCAACACACAAGGAAGGGACAAUCAUGUUAUAAACCAGGUGGGCAUAUUGUUAAGGGAACUAUGCAAAUUACACGGCGUGCCCGAACCGCCGGACUUGGACUCUUUGUCGCUACCCCUCCAUCCAGCACCACAAAUGAGAGUACCGAGCGUCACGUCAAACGGUGCGGAGUCCGGCACCGAAGAGGACGAGGAGAUGGCUGCGGAGGAGGACGACUCCGAGGGGGAGGAUGACUUGCCACUUGAGAUGGUCGACGACGCCGGGCGCAGCAACAAGGAUGAUAUGGAGAUAGAGCAUUUAGCGACGUUAGAGCGGCUGAGGCAGAACCAGCGACAAGACUACCUGUCGGGCAGCGUGUCGGGCAGUCUGCAGGCCACCGACCGCCUCAUGAAGGAGCUGCGCGACAUAUACCGCUCUCACUCCUUCAAGAACAACAUGUAUUCUAUAGAGUUAAUAAACGAUUCACUGUACGAGUGGAACAUAAGACUGCGCUCAGUGGACCCGGACAGUCCGCUGCACAACGACCUGAUGCUGCUGAAGGAGAAGGAGGGCAAAGACUCAAUUCUGUUGAACAUCAUGUUCAAAGAGACGUACCCCUUCGAGCCGCCCUUCGUACGUGUUGUAUAUCCUAUUAUAUCAGGUGGCUACGUCCUCGUAGGCGGCGCAAUAUGUAUGGAACUACUCACAAAGCAGGGCUGGUCGUCCGCGUACACAGUAGAGGCAGUUAUAAUGCAGAUCGCCGCGACUUUGGUCAAGGGCAAAGCGCGCAUCCAGUUCGGCGCGACCAAAGUGGUCUCCCAGUCACAGUAUAGCCUGGCGCGCGCGCAGCAGAGCUUCAAGUGCCUAGUGCAGAUCCACGAGAAGAAUGGUUGGUUCACGCCGCCGAAGGAAGACGGCUAAUGCAGGUCGCCCGCCCUCACAAGCAAAAUGAACGUGCCACGUGCGUCGCUCACACCGUAUACAAACACACUGACGCGACGCGACGCGACUGUCGCAUUCCAAGUUUGUAUGAUGUGUAGUGUACGGAACGGACACUCGACACAGUAUUGUGUACUCUAUCGGUAUAAUAUUAAGUGCUAUUAUGUCAGUGCGGACGUCGCGAGAGACCUUAUAAGACUUAUAGAAAAAAAUGUGUAAUGUUUUUGUAAUCAUUAAUUUUUCUCAUCCAAUUAUCCAUAAUACGGUAGCCUUAGACGUUACUGAAGUGUAAAGUUGGAAACAAAAUUCUUUGCAUUUCCUUUUAGUUAAUGAUGAAAUAAAAGAAAACACCUGUGAUUCGUAAUGAUUA
Messenger RNA from Maniola jurtina (meadow brown), 1652 nucleotides. Its product is annotated as ubiquitin-conjugating enzyme E2 Q2. Gene Ontology annotation, cellular component: nucleus. Gene Ontology annotation, biological process: protein polyubiquitination. Lineage: Eukaryota; Metazoa; Arthropoda; Insecta; Lepidoptera; Nymphalidae. The transcript is spliced from 8 exons. Gene Ontology annotation, molecular function: ubiquitin conjugating enzyme activity. The coding region runs from base 125 to 1264 and encodes 379 amino acids. The record is from RefSeq and is a predicted model, not a curated record.